GGCCACCGGCUCCGUCGAGCGCCGGAUCGACAAGUUCGGCUUCAUCGUGGGCUCGCAGGGCGCUGAGGGCGCGCUAGAGGAAGUCCCCCUGGAGGUGCUGAGGCAGAGGGAGUCCAAGUGGCUGGACAUGCUCAACAACUGGGACAAAUGGAUGGCCAAGAAGCACAAAAAGAUCCGACUGCGGUGCCAGAAGGGCAUCCCGCCUUCUCUGCGGGGCCGUGCGUGGCAGUACCUGUCAGGGGGCAAAGUGAAGCUGCAGCAGAACCCUGGAAAGUUUGACGAGCUGGACAUGUCUCCUGGGGACCCCAAGUGGCUGGAUGUGAUUGAGCGUGACCUGCACCGGCAGUUCCCUUUCCAUGAGAUGUUUGUGUCCCGAGGGGGCCAUGGCCAGCAGGACCUGUUCCGUGUGCUGAAGGCCUACACGCUCUACCGGCCCGAGGAGGGCUACUGCCAGGCCCAGGCGCCCAUUGCCGCUGUCCUGCUCAUGCACAUGCCGGCUGAGCAAGCCUUCUGGUGCCUGGUACAGAUCUGUGAGAAGUACCUGCCCGGCUACUACAGCGAGAAACUGGAGGCGAUCCAGUUGGACGGGGAGAUCCUCUUCUCGCUGCUGCAGAAGGUGUCACCUGUGGCUCACAAGCACCUCAGCCGGCAGAAGAUCGACCCGCUGCUCUACAUGACGGAGUGGUUCAUGUGUGCCUUCGCCCGCACCCUGCCCUGGAGCUCCGUGCUGCGCGUCUGGGACAUGUUCUUCUGUGAAGGAGUCAAGAUCAUCUUCCGGGUGGGGCUGGUGCUACUGAAGCAUGCGCUGGGCUCCCCUGACAAGCUCAAGGCCUGCCAGGGCCAGUACGAGACGAUCGAGCGACUGCGCAGCCUCAGCCCCAAGAUCAUGCAGGAGGCCUUCCUGGUCCAGGAGGUCGUAGAGUUGCCCGUGACGGAGCGCCAGAUCGAGCGCGAGCACCUCAUCCAGCUACGACGCUGGCAGGAGACCCGCGGUGAGCUGCAGUGCCGCUCCCCACCCCGGCUGCAUGGUGCCAAGGCCAUCCUGGAGGCGGAGCCCGGCCCGAGGCCUGCCCUGCAACCUUCGCCAUCCAUCCGCCUGCCCCCAGAUGCUCCCCUCCCUGUUUCCAAAGCCAAGGCCAAGCCGCCCAAGCAGGUCCAGAAGGAACAGCGGAAGCCCUCGAAGGCGAGUGGGCAGCCGGACCAGCCCCUGACCCCCAAUCAAGCUGCAGUGGUGACCGCUGCAGGAGAUGCAUGUCCCCCACAGGAUGUGCCCUCAGAGGACCCAGCCCCCCAGGACUUGACUUCCCAGGACUCAGCCCACCACCACUCCCGGGAGAGCCUGACAUCCCAGGAGAGUGAGGACACCUACUUGUAACCUCGGCGGCUCAGGCCUCCGGACGGGGUCUCCACACACCUACACGGUUCAUGGACAGACACUCCAGGGCCUGCCUACCCUCUGAGGCGCAGAUGCCCGGUCUGGGCCCGGGGUAGUCUGGCUGGCCCAGAGCAGACUCUGCCUGAGCCUCCUUAUUUAUUUUCUCUAGAGUGGAGCUGGGGCUGGCCCAGCCAGGGUGGGCCCAGAGGUGGGGCCUCGCUCAGCCCCCUCCUCCUGGGGGUGCUCCCCAGUGCUAGGGCGCUGGCGUGAGGGCAGAGGGAGGGCGGCUCUUUGUGUAAAAUAGAAACGUGGUUUUGUACAGAUAUAAACAGGCUUGUGUAGAGGG
Messenger RNA from Tupaia belangeri chinensis (Chinese tree shrew), 1721 nucleotides. It is a transcript of the gene TBC1D10A, whose product is annotated as TBC1 domain family member 10A. The record is from RefSeq and is a predicted model, not a curated record. The transcript is spliced from 9 exons. Gene Ontology annotation, biological process: regulation of GTPase activity. Gene Ontology annotation, molecular function: small GTPase binding; GTPase activator activity. Bases 128 to 1375 code for a protein of 415 amino acids. NCBI's taxonomy places the organism in Eukaryota, Metazoa, Chordata, Mammalia, Scandentia, Tupaiidae.